AUGGAAAUAGAUAAUGUUUUACCCAGUCGAAAAUUUGCAUUCAGUAUAGGUCAUUUUCUUAAUGAUUUAUGUGCAUCUGUAUGGUUUUCUUAUUCACUUGUAUUCUAUCAUCGUGUAGCAAAAUUUUCAAAUAGUUUUGCUGGUUAUCUAUUAUUAAUUGGUCAAGUAGCAGAUGCUCUAUCAACUACAUUUGUUGGUUUUGCUUCAGAUAGAACGAAAUAUGGUCUAUGUGGUAAACGAAAAUCAUGGCAUUUGCUCGGAGUCAUUUGUGUACUUUGUUCAUUUCCAUUUUGUUUUCAAUUACAAUAUCCAAGUCUUUCAAUUAUAUUUCCAUCAUCAUCAUUUCUUUAUUAUACAAUUUUUAUAAUUUUAUUUCAAUUUGGUUGGGCAUGUUCACAAAUUGGACAUUUAGCAAUGUUAAAUGAAUUAACACCAAAAGAUGGUGAACGUGUUGCAUUAAAUGCUUAUCGACAUGCUUGGUCAAUUGUUGCAAAUAUAUUUGUUUAUGCUGUUACUUGGUUAUUACUUGAUAAUAAUCAAAUAAAAGAUAAUAUUCAAAUGAAUGCAAAUGUUUUUCAAACGUUGACUACUGUUAUUAUUAUUACUGGUUUUUUUACAUCUCUGAUAUUUCAUUUAGGUUCAAAAGAAGUAACAUUUGCAACAAAAUAUUAUAAACCUCUUUCAUCUCCAACUCGUACAUGGCGUGAUUUUUUAUGUGAUAGUCAAUUUUAUUUUAUUUCAAUUAUUUGGAUGUUAACACGUGUUAUAAGUAAUGUAUCACAAGUUUAUCUACCAUUAUAUAUUAUGGAUACAACAGAUGCAAGUCAAGUAGAUCGAACAUUAAUUGCAACAGGUCCAUUAUGUGUUUAUGUUAGUGGUUUUAUAACAUCAUUUCCAAUGCGUACAAUCAAUCAAUAUCUAGGACGAAAAAUAACAAUGAUUGUUGGUCUUGUUACUAUUCUUUUAUCAUCAUUUUUAUUUUGGUAUAUUUUUUCAUUAAAAGAAAUUUUUGGUAUAUCAAUGCAAAUUACAAUUCUUUGCGGUGCAAUAUUACUUGGAAUUGGAAUAACAACAGCACAAAUUACAUCAAGUGCAUUUACAUCGGAUUUAAUCGGACAAAAUACAGAAAGUAGUGCAUUUGUUUAUGGAACUAUGUCAUUUUUGGAUAAACUAGCUAAUGGAUUAAUCAUUGCUUUGAUUCAACAAUAUAAUCCUUGCAGUACAUGUACAAGUUGUUGUUCAUUGUUUUAUCGGAGAAUUCUUUCUUUUAUACCUGGCAUUAUUUCUAUAUGUACAUUAAUAGUAUUAGCAAGUAUUGGACGUAUGUAUCGUGGUGUUGGAAAGAUAGAUGCAUCACCACAAUCGAUAAUUUCUUUCGGAAAUCGAAUAUUACAACGUACUAUGAAAAUGAUAUUAACAAAAAUUCUAUGA
This is a messenger RNA of Adineta steineri, 1431 nucleotides long. NCBI's taxonomy places the organism in Eukaryota, Metazoa, Rotifera, Eurotatoria, Adinetida, Adinetidae. The record is from the annotation of a GenBank genome assembly.